Messenger RNA from Sphaerulina musiva SO2202, 1913 nucleotides. Its product is annotated as glycoside hydrolase family 13 protein. The record is from RefSeq and is a predicted model, not a curated record. NCBI's taxonomy places the organism in Eukaryota, Fungi, Ascomycota, Dothideomycetes, Mycosphaerellales, Mycosphaerellaceae. The coding region runs from base 1 to 1761 and encodes 586 amino acids. Gene Ontology annotation, molecular function: alpha-amylase activity; calcium ion binding. Gene Ontology annotation, biological process: carbohydrate catabolic process. The transcript has 3 exons.
AUGAAGCUCUCACUUCAGAUUCUCGCGUUGAGUGCCGUCUUGCUGUACUCGCUGAAUGUGAGCGCAGCCACUCUUGACGACUGGAGGACGCGGACGAUCUACCAAGUGCUCACCGACCGCUUCGCCAAAGCUGAUGGCUCGACCGAGGGUUCCUGCGAUGUCGUGAAUGGGUUCUACUGUGGGGGAACCUGGAAGGGCAUCGUCGACAAACUGGACUACAUUCAGGGCAUGCAUUUUGAUGCUCUAUGGAUCUCGCCAGUGGUGGCACAGCUGCAGAAUACCACAUCCGAUGGCGAGUCAUACACUGCCUACUGGGCACAAGACUUAUAUUCGCUGAAUUCGAAUUUUGGUACCGCGGAUGAGCUGCGAGAGCUGAUCGACGAGGUGCACCGAAGGGGCAUGUACCUGAUGCUGGACAUUGUCGUGAACCAUAUGGCAUUUGCUGGUCCGUCUGAGAAAGUCGACUACAGUGUUCUCAAGCCUUUUGAUGACCAGAAGUACUAUCACUCGUAUUGUGCAGUCAACGGUAACACGAAUGAAACCAAUGUCGAAGCCUGCUGGCUAGGCUCGAACGUCGUCUCUCUCCCGGAUCUUCGCACCGAAGAUGAUGUUGUCCGAGAUAUGCUCACCGACUGGAUCCGUGAAAUGGUCUCGAACUACUCCAUCGAUGGCCUUCGCAUUGACACAGCGCUCAACGUGGAGCCCGAGUUCUUCCCUGACUUUGUGGAAGCUUCGGGCGUGUUUGCCACAGGCGAGACCAUGCACGGGGACAAUAGCUUCGUGUGUCGAUGGGCGGACACGAUAGGUUCCAUCUUGAACUACCCGAUUUAUUAUGUGUUGGUGAGAGCGUUUGGGAGCCCAACCGGGAAUAUCAAUGAUUUGGUCAGUACCAUCUACACCACGCGCGCCAAUUGCGAGGACCCAUCCGCCUUUGGCAUCUUUUCGGAGAACCACGAUGUGGAAAGGUUCGCUGAAAUCACCAACGACACGGCACUGGCCAAGAACGUCCUGACGUUCACCCUCAUGAGUGAUGGCAUUCCCAUCAUAUACCAAGGACAAGAGCAACACAUGUCUGGCGCCAAUUCACCACAUAUCAACCGCGCACCUCUCUGGAGUACUGGCUAUGACACGGAGGCUGCACUCUAUCGCCAUAUUUCCACUCUGGUCCUUGCACGCCAGCAUUUCAUUCGCGUCUGUGACAAGUACGCAACGCGUGAAAGCCACGUGAUCUACCAAGAUUACCAUACGAUCGCCAUGCGCAAGGGACAUGGCCGCGCGCAAGUCAUCACUGUGCUGAACAACAAUGGCGAAAGCACCGAAGACUUUGAGAUUGACGUGAAAGAUCACAAACUGAAACAUUUCACGGAAGUCACGGAGAUCUUGACGUGCACCCAGCUCACCGUCGGCAAGUCUGGUUACUUGAAGGUUCCCAUGGGAAAAGGUCUUCCGAAGGUCCUGUUUCCCACGAAGCUCCUCGCUCACUCAGGACUGUGUGGCAUGGGUCAUCCUUUGCCACUGCCGUCUCCGACGCUUAUCGCGACAACCUAUGCGACGACCUUUGCCACUACGAUUGGCGGUUAUAGCACCAUGAUUGCGACAUCUGUCACAACCACGGCGCCGUCGACUCCCAAGCGGACCAAGCUGGCAUUGGGGGCAGCCAGUCACUCACACACUACGAACGAUGCCUUGCUAGUUCUGAUCGUAGCCAUGUCGACAUUCCUGGCGUCUUCGGGCGCUUUUCUUUAUCUUUUUGGAUUAUAGUCACUAGGCACCUGACUGUUUGCGGAAGGAGGAAGGAGGGAAAAAAAAACUUCUCCCCACAUGCACAAAACCGGUAUAGAGGCAAUAGAUAGAUGAUGGCGGCGGCACUCCUGUUCGUUCCAUGUACAGCGUUGCGAAGAAUUCACGAAUAU